AGACCCCCUGGACCUGGUUCUGGUAGACAUGGCUGUCACAGCACCACUGCGAGACUGUCAGGCAUGGAAGGAUGCUGGGCUUCCCCUCAGCACUUCAAGCAACGAAGCCUGCAAGCUGUUUGAUGCCACCCUGACCCAGUGGAUAAAGUGGACCAAUGAUGAGACUCUUGGUGGCAUCGAGGGCUGCCUGUCAAAGCUCAGAGCCGCAGACCCAACCUUCGCCAUGGGCCAUGUCAUAUCCAACGGCCUGGUGCUCCUUGGCACUGGAACCUCCGUGAAACUAAACAAAGAGCUGGACCUGGCUGUGAAGAAGAUGGUGGAGAUGGCCAAGACCCAGCCACUGACGCCCCGGGAGCAGCUGCACGUGGCUGCGGUGGAGACGCUUGCCAAAGGGAACAUGCCCAAAGCCAGCGACCUAUGGGAACAGAUUCUCCAAGACCAUCCGACAGAUAUGUUGGCUCUGAAGUUUGCUCACGGUGCCUUUUUUUCUCUGGGCUACCAGGAGCAGAUGAGGGAUUCUGUUGCUCGUGUCUUCCCCUUCUGGACAUCUGACAUUCCCCUUAGCAACUACGUGAAAGGCAUGUAUUCUUUUGGAUUGAUGGAAACCAACUUCUACAGUAAGGCAGAAAAUCUUGCGAAAGAGGGCAGAGAGCCUGUACCCCGAGUACACGAGGCACCUAAAGGCUGGGGCCUCAUCUGGGUGCACAGGUUUUGGCAGAAGGAUGGAGUUCGCCAGCCCAAGGCCGCUCAGAUCCUGGGACCGAAGACUCGACCUAGUCCCCUGCAGAGCCCAUGA
Messenger RNA from Dipodomys ordii (Ord's kangaroo rat), 796 nucleotides. RefSeq names its product tetratricopeptide repeat protein 38-like. The transcript is spliced from 8 exons. Lineage: Eukaryota; Metazoa; Chordata; Mammalia; Rodentia; Heteromyidae. The coding region runs from base 29 to 796 and encodes 255 amino acids. The record is from RefSeq and is a predicted model, not a curated record.